GUACGAAAGAAAACAGUAGAAUAUUGGUUAUAAUAUUUAAUCUGUGGCGAGAAUCUUAAAAUACAUAGCGUAAUAAAACAUUGAGGAAUAUGUAAAAAAACAAGUUCUAAAAAAAAAAAAUUCACCAUUCAGAGAGAGUUAUACUGUAUGACUCCCACUGAAUGGUGAAAAUGAAUAAAACAUAUAAAAACAAACAUACAAAAGCAUACAAACUAUAGAAAAUAUAUGAAUAACCAGGUUUUCAAUCAUUCACUGAAGAACUUCAGCCUUCAUUGUGAGAUUUGGUUUCAACUGUUAUUCUAUUUUUAGUAACAGUGACCUUGACUCUAAGGGCCUAAAAUGCAAUUACCGGGACAUGAAAGUCUUCAUAAACUCUCACAGGUUCCAAGUCUGAGAAUAAAGAAACAGUAAACAGAGAACAGAACAGAGCCCCGAAAAUAAUCCCAAACUAGCUCUCCACAUGUUCUUAAUAUACCGGGUUGACCAAGUUUGGUGUCCAUAUGAUGAAAGAAACUAUAACUGUAGUUAUACACUGGAAAUGAAAUUUCUAUAAUUAAUAUAUCAUGAGGUAUAUUGAACAGCCUUCAUCAAAAUAUUGAUAAUUAUACGAAAACAGAAACUAUAGGUAAAAAAUAACAUGUUCACCAUUGAGGAAUAUGUAAAAAUGAAUUCAAGAGUGGUAGUAAUGUCAGAUAUUUUGGUUCAUUUUCUAUGAAUUUUAGCUUUCACUGUUUAUUAGUUGUUGAUCUCAUGUCUUUUGUAGUAUGAAAUAGGGUUUUAACAGCUUAUAUUGUCAAUCCUGAAACACUGACAGGAGUCUGUUCUGUUGUAUAUGAGAGAUUUCUGCCCAAAGCAGGGUAAAGGGACUUAUAUCUUUUUGAAAUUAUUUCCAAAGUCAUUUAAACUCAUUCCAAGGACCUUCCUACUGUUUUUGAUACAAAUAUAGAGCAAAAUACAGUCUUCACCACUGCACUAUAGUUAAAAGCUGUCAACCCUGAUUGAGGAUUAAUCAUGAACUUUAGAAUCCUUGAAUUGGAACAAAUUAAACUCUAUUUGACUACUGUAGUCAAUUGGCAAUUCCUUUUUAUUCACAUGUCCAAACAUUCAUUAAUUAUGCAAGAAGUCUUUAUUUACUUUUUGACCACUAACAAGUAUCAAAUUAUAGGAAUUUCAGUUAAACAAAUAGAAUCCAAUGCUAUAUACAUACAUAUUAAACCUGUAUACACGUUUUUACAGUAACGGCAUUAGACAAAAUAAAUGAUUGAAAACAACAGUUAAAAUAUCUUGAAAUAAAAGAAAAGUGCAAACCAUGGAUUACAUAUUGUUGCAUGUGCUUAGUUUUAAUGUUUGAGACAAGAAGCUGCCAGAAUGAAAUCAGCUAAACUCUACCUGACACUGCUGUGGAUUGUUACAUGCAGUGUCUUCACAACACUUUACAUUCUCAGUCUUUACAAUGAAAAUGGUGUUAAAACCUACCAAGUUGUUCUCAAGGGGAGGGAAGAAACAAUUAUAGACAGUUGUUGUCCAAAUAUCACUUCAAAGACUGAUAAAGACAUUGCAUCAUACACAAGAAUUGCUUCAGCUCAAAAUUCUACUGAACUGGUAAGAUUACAGUGGAAACAGAAAUUAUUCCAGGAAAAACCAUGCAAAGUAGAUCCCAGCAAUCUCAUUGGUCGAUUUAACUUGACAAAGUCAGUUACAGUAGAAGAAGUAACACGGGAAAAAGUUGCCAACAAAAUAAAGCCUGGUGGAGUAUAUAGGCCACAUGACUGCAAAUCUGUGGGGACUGUUGCCAUCAUUAUCCCAUACAGAGAGAGACAGACUCAUUUAGGGAUCACCAUUAACUUGCUGCACAACUUGCUACAGAGACAGAGGCGGGAGUACGGAAUUUAUGUGGUUGAAAUGAACUACCCAGUGCAAUUUAACAGAGGACUUCUUGCAAAUGCAGGGUUCCUUACAGCCAGAAGCAUAGGGAACUAUUCCUGCUAUAUUAUCCAUGAUGUCGACCUAGUGCCAAUGAAUGACCGUAAUCUCUACACGUGUGGACCUAAUCCUGUGCAUCUGGUUACUAGCAACACAAAUUGGAAAAACGGGCUACCCUACAGUGACUAUGUGGGUGGGGUAAUUGCCCUAACAGCUGAUCAGUAUGAACAAAUAAAUGGUUUCUCAAAUAUUUACUUUGGGUGGGGAGGGGAGGAUGAUGAUUUAUUCAAGAGAAUAAGAGAGAACAACAUGACCAUAGACCGACCUCUAAACCAUAUAGGCGUAUACAUGGCCCUGCCACAUAGAGAUGACUCCACAAACCCUGCCAAUCCGUACAGGGAACUUUUAGUUUCCCAGGCAACAAACAGAAUGGGGAGAGAUGGGUUAAACUCUAUGAAAUAUCACCGGAAAGCCCUUGAAUUCCGGCCCCUGUACACUUGGGUCCUAGUGGAAUGUGUGGAGAGCGAAGUGAUGGAAAACUACAUACACCUACGGGCUGACAGCGACCUUAUGGUCAAGAGAAGGGACAUGAAGAAACCAGAGACCGUCAUUCAACCAGGCGACGGGCGUGUGUACAAGUUUCGCCAUGUUAAAAAUUAAAGACAAUGAAAAGUACAUCGAUAACUUUUUUUUACCACAGACAAUAUUUUCAUAUAAAACAAGGCCUCACUGUAACUGUAUUUGGUAAAGCUCUUUGCAAAUGCCAUGCCAAAUAGUAUCAACAGAUGAAAUUAGGCUUGUAAAUAACAAAUUUAACCGUACAUAUUAUAGAAAAUCAUGCUUAUAUUACAACAUCAGUUCACAUGUAUAACAUGCCAAGAGACUAUGAUGUAUUUUUUUUAAAAAUAUUCCUGACAUGGAGCUCAAUCCAAUAAGCAUCCACCUGAAAGAUGUGAUAAAUAACCCCCAGUCAGCAGUGAACUUGUGACAAUAGCGCCACAUGCAGAAUUAAUACCUAAUUAAUGUUGUUUACCUAGUUUGGAAAAUGAAAUCAAGACAAAUUGCUUGCAUUUUAACUGCUUUUUCUGUCUACAAUGACACACACUACGUUUUCAUUACAAAGCAGACAUAACAAACAUGUGUAGCAGUUAGUGAAAGCAAUAAAUGAAUGAUAUCUCUUAUCGGUCGAAUAAGGCAUACCAGCGUCGCUAUGAGUGAAUUCAUCAGUAAAGAAGUUGGUCUAAUCUGGACAUAAGAUUAAAAGAUUAAUAUAUAUAUAUUUUUUUUCCUAUAAUUUUGCACUUGUGAUCAAUUGAAUAAAAGGAAUCAAUGUAUUUAUACAUAAAGUGACAUUAUAAAGCCUAAAAAAAAUAAUUGUUUGGUUAGGGUUACAUCCUUAAAAAAAAUAGGUAGGGUAGGUAGGCUUUUUAUUUUUUUUUAUUUAUUUUUUUUAUUAGGUUUUAUAUAAGAAAAUAAUUUUCAUCAUUGGAGAAUGGUGUUAAAGCUAUCUUCUGUAUAAGCAUUUAAGGUUAAAACUUAAUAUUAAAAAGCAAUUUAAAAAAAAACGAGAUUUUUUUUUUUUUUUUUUUUAAUUUUUCAUUUUUUUUUUCAAAUUGACUAUAAAAACGGUAGGGGCGGCGCCUAUUCCGUAGGUAGGGUCGGGUAACCCGAACCAAAUGUAUUUAUUUUUUAGGCCUAACUGGUAUAAUUCAAGUGAAAUUUCACAUUAAGUAUAAACGCUGGCCACCAUAAUGGACGUCAAAAAAUGACUGUAAAGGAGAUGGUAGGAGAUUGGCGCUUCACUUUUUUAGAUCUCAUAUCUAUAGAUAUAUAUAUACUUAUAUGGCUUAAGCUCAUAAUAAAUUAGGGGGUGGUGUUAUUUCUGGACAAAAAAACAACAAAUAGAAUUGUGCUAAAACUUUGUUAUUGUCAUUAGAAUUAGGUUGUAGAAAUGCUCUCUUAUCGCAAAGUCUCCACAACCGGUUUUACAUGCAGAAAUAUGAAACUUUCCUUUCAAGAUAAAUUUGUUUUGUGCCUUAAACAUAUAUUAAGUGCACAUUACUGGUAAGAAGGAAUAAAGAUAUGCUUAUGUAUACAGGAGGAAAAUAUUGCUGGGUUACGACAAAGCUACCGUAAUUUGUGUAUUUUUUUUGGAUUGUAUAAUAUUUACCAUGUAACAGAACCUUCUGAAGGAAUCUUCGAUAAGAUGUUGUAGAGCAUCAAUAAAAUAUUGAGAGUAAAUAUAUCUUAAAACAAAAGAGAGAAAACCAAGAUCUACCCCUUAAAAUUAAAUGUCUUCUGGUACUUUGAGGAAAAAUAAAAUGCUAACAGGAAACAUGACAAUACCUUAUACCCAUGUAUAACAAAAACUUAUUCACACCAGUGGCUGAAAUUAAUAAAAGCCCAUUAGACCUGCACUGGUAAAACACUUUCCAGGCUUGCUGAAAUUCUGGAUGUUAUGUAGUAGGGCUUGUUGGAAAUUUGAUGCCAAGCAGUAGUGUCUGUAUUUUGUUAUGCUUUGCAAACGACAUAAAAUAAAAUGGACACCUGGUAACUCU
This is a messenger RNA of Mya arenaria, 4481 nucleotides long. RefSeq names its product beta-1,4-galactosyltransferase 4-like. The record is from RefSeq and is a predicted model, not a curated record. Gene Ontology annotation, molecular function: glycosyltransferase activity. Lineage: Eukaryota; Metazoa; Mollusca; Bivalvia; Myida; Myidae. The coding region runs from base 1369 to 2583 and encodes 404 amino acids. The transcript has a single exon. Gene Ontology annotation, biological process: carbohydrate metabolic process.